AUGGCCAUGACGCCUGGUGGCAAGACGGACCGCCGUCGCGCUGGCUCCAACUACUUCCAGCUGGACGCCGACCGCAAGCGGAACGAGUCGGCGAACCGCAGCCACUUGAACCACGGCGACGGCCGCGGCACGUUUGGCGACCGUCUCAGUAUGAUGAACGUGCUGCCGCCUAACACACAGGGAGGCCACGAAGGCCGCGGGGGCGGCGGGCUCGAAGGCGACUUUGCCGACGAAGUGUCGAUCGACUUUUGCUGCGAGGUGCUGUACAACAAGUUUGGCUUCCAGUCUGGCUCGGUGGACAACCAGCGAGAGCACGUGCUGCUGCUGCUGGCGAACGCCAAGGCGCGCUUGAAGCCGCAGGACGCGCCGGGCCACCACGUCGUGGCGCUGCACAAGAAGCUCAUGAGCAACUACAGCGAGUGGUGUGAGUUCCUUGGCGUGCCGAGUGCCACGUACACGGGCGAGCCGCAGGGCGAUCUCAAGAGCUCACUUCAUAUGGACAUUAUGCUCUUUCUGCUGCUCUGGGGCGAGGCUGCUAACUUGCGUCACAUGCCCGAGAGCUUGUGCUACCUCUACCACCAGUCGUUGACCAUGUUGAACCAGGACUUUUUGGGACAGCAAAAGGUGCCGGAAGGCUGGUACUUGCGGCAGGUUGUGCGCCCCAUCUGGAAAGAAGCGAGCAACAUGCAGCGGAAAAACAGUCUCGGGAAGAACUUGGAGCACACGGAAGUGCGCAACUACGACGACAUUAACGAAUACUUUUGGAAAAAGUAUUGCUUGAACAUUGACAUUACGCAGAUUGGAGCCGAGCUGACGAAGAAACACACCAAGACGUACUACGAGCACCGCAGUAUCUUUACACUCGUGCUGAAUUAUUACCGCAUUUUCCAGUUCAACAUGAUGUUCAUGAUGGUGCUCAUGGCCGUUGGCUUUAUCACAGCGAUCUCGCCCAGUGGCGGACAACAGUGGUUUGCUCAGUUCGAAUCCAUGGGUGAAGUCGUCAAGCCGUAUCGGCAGCAAGAUGUUAAGCUCACGUACGUGGGCAUUGUGUUUGCCCUGUCGUCCAUGGGCUUUUCAAAGACUGUUCUUGAAGCGUGCCAUGGCUGGCAAUUACUUACUGCUAGUGAGUCGUCUCAGACAUCGUCACGUUCGUUCAACUACGGUGGCGCCCUCGUAGUUCGAAUGCUCUGGAACGGCGCAUUUGCAGGCAUAUUUGGCCUGAUGAUCUACACCCCUCUUAUCACCAGCAAGAACACGGAGCUGCUGGACAUGGCUGCACCGGCGGCAGUUGCCUAUAUUUUACCGGGCGCGUUGAUCAUUAUCGUGCAAGCUUUUGCACCGUCGAUGAUUGCGAAAUCGUUCGCAGCCAAGUUCAUUCGCGAGGGCGAAUCUUGCUUCGUUGGACGCAACAUGGCGCCACCAUUACAGUACCAGAUCAAGUACAUCAUUUUUUGGCUAGUGCUCUGGUCGCUGAAGGCAUUCGUGUCGUACUUUAUUCUGGUCCGUCCGCUAGUUCUUCCGUCGCUCGCCAUCUACGAGAUGGAGCUUGAGUACGGUAGCGAUGUGGUGUCUUUCCACAACUUCGGUGUGAUUGCCGCGUUGUGGUUACCAGUGAUUUUCAUUUUCAACUACGAUACCCAGAUCUACUUUACCGUGUUCCAAGCUUCGCUUGGUGGCAUACAAGGUCUCAUCAUGAAGACCGGUGAGAUCCACGGCAUCAAGGAGAUUACCAAGGCUUUCCGCGUGGCUCCUCAGCUCUUCGAUCAGAAGGUAGUGACCAAUCUCGCUCGCUCGAACGACGCCGCUGCCGACGGCUCUGCUGCUGCAUACCAGUCACAGAUGAUGCUUCGAUUUGUGGUUGUCUGGAAUGAGAUUGUGAAUUCGUUCCGAGAGGGAGACCUUGUAGAUGAUAAAGAAGCUGCUAUAUUGCAGUACGACAUUCAGAGCUCCGGUGAUGUAUUCGAGCCUGUGUUCCUCUCCGCCGGUAAGCUCGUGGAGGCUCUAGACUACACCGUAAAGCUUGGUAAAGAAGGCAAAGGUGACUCGCAGCUGCAGGUGUACAUGGUACAAAAGGACUGCCUGUCGGCCGUGCGCAGCUUCUUCACCGCUAGCAUGUACGUGAUGGAGGCUCUUCUGGGAAGCGACGAUGCCGACAUUCUUGACGCACUUCGCCAGAUGGAGGCCAUUGCUGCGAACGGUAGCUUCAUGAGCACAUUUGACGCGAAAAGCUUGGUGCAGCUGCGUACGGUGUCGAUGGAAUUCCUGGAGGCUGUCAUGGAUCUUCCUGACCCAGAUGCUCAGUCUUCACACCUGACGACAUCUAGGGUGCACACUAUGGGUGUUGUUCGCAACUUUGUGACAAAGAUGGAGAAUUUGCUCAAUGCUGUUCGUAUCUUUGCGAACCGCCCUGAGCUUGCUGCCAAGUUCAGUAACUCCAGAUUUUGCACUAGUGCAAACGGCUAUGUGUUUGCUGCACGGGGUCUGGUAAACCUGUUUCACAACGACACUGCCAUGGGUGCUGCUACCCGUGCGUACUUGCUAAUGUCUCUUGAGAAGGCUGAUGCUAUGCCACGCGUUCCUGAAGCUCAGCGCCGUCUUGGUUUUUUCAUGAAGUCGCUAUUGAUGGACAUUCCCCAGCUUCCGUCGGUGAAAGAGAUGCAUUCGUUCUCUGUGGUUACACCAUAUUACAGUGAGAGCGUGUUGAUUUCUCUGUCGGAGUUGAAUGACCCGUUGGUCAAUCACCCGGUAUUUGAGAAGGUUGAGGAGAAAGGCAAGAACAUCACGAUUUUGAAAUACCUCAUUACUAUUCACCCUGAGGAAUGGGAGAACUUUUUGGAGCGUAUCGAUGUAAGUACUGCCGAGGAAGCGCAAGCAAACUACCCGCUAGAGAUUCGUUUGUGGGCUUCGUACCGUGGUCAGACGCUGGCGCGUACAGUCCAGGGCAUGAUGCUGUAUGAGGACGCGAUUAAGAUAUUGCACUGGCUGGAGAUUGGCUCAAGUCCUGGCAAGUCGGCUGAGCAAAAGCAGGCCCAGCUGGAAGAUAUGGUGCGCUUGAAGUUUUCAUACAUCUGUGCCUGCCAAGUGUACGGUAAGCAUCGGGCAGAGAAUAAAGCUCAGGCUGACGACAUUGACUAUCUGCUGAAGACAUACCCAAACUUGCGCGUGGCCUACGUCGAUACGAUCGUGCUCGAUCAAGGUAAGCAAUUCGACACUGUGCUGAUCAAGAGCGAAGGAAACGAAAUUGCAGAAGUUUAUCGUUACGAGCUGCCUGGUGACCCGAUUCUUGGCGAAGGUAAGCCUGAGAAUCAGAACAACGCGCUUCCGUUCACGCGUGGUGAGUAUCUUCAGACCAUCGAUAUGAACCAGCAGCACUACUUUGAGGAGUGUCUUAAAAUGCCGCAGCUUCUAGUGACGGCUGACCUGCAUCCUUCGAAGAAGCCGGUGUCAAUCAUUGGUAUGCGUGAGCACAUUUUCACGGGCAACGCGUCGUCGUUGUCAAAGUUCAAGUCGUGGCAAGAACUGGUGUUUGUGACGCUCUCUCAGCGCGUACUGGCCGAUCCACUGUACGUGCGUAUGCACUACGGUCACCCCGAUAUCUUUGACAAGGUUAUCGCGAUGCCUCGCGGCGGUGUGUCGAAGGCUAGUAAGGGCAUCAACUUGUCAGAGGAUGUGUUUGCUGGGUUCAAUUCAACGCUCCGUGGUGGUGUGGUGACGCACGUCGAGUUUAUGCAGUGUGGCAAGGGUCGUGAUGUGGCUCUUUCACAGAUUUCGAUGUUCGAGGGUAAGCUGGCAAAUGGUGCUGGUGAAACGUCUCUUGCUCGCGAAGCCCACCGCAUGGGCCAGUUUAUGGAUUUCUUCCGCUUGAACUCGAUGUACUACUCGCAUACCGGUUUCUACUUCGCUACGUGGAUGACAAUCGUAACAACUUUUGUGUACAUGUACUGUAAGGUGUACUUGGCCUUGGCUGGUGUGCAGCAACAGAUUGUGUACGACAUGAACUCAACAGCCGUGAUUACCGACAACAUUGAGAACAACUUUGACGUGCGAGUGUUUAAGGACUUGAAGUCUGUGCUGAACACUCAGUUCUACAUCCAAGCCGGUUUUUUUCUUAUGCUUCCGCUCAUGUGCGUGUAUUUCGGUGAAGGUGGUUUCGUGAGGGGUAUGACGCGUUUUGUGGACAUGAUCGUUACGCUCGGUCCCGCGUUCUUCGUGUUUCAAGUUGGUACGACGAUGCACUAUUUCGACAACAAUAUUGUGCACGGUGGUGCCAAGUACCAGGCGACAGGUCGUGGCUUCAAGAUUUCACGUGAAACGUUGGUGUUGUUGUAUAAGGCAUACGCUAGCUCACACUAUCGAAAAGCUUGGGAGCUAAUGGGUUUGUGUCUCGUGUACGGAGUGUUUGGUAACUUCUACAUUUGUCAAACCGAUGCGUCUGCAAACGAUAACACGUUUGCGUCGGACUACUGUGAGACUGCUCAGGCUUACGGUGUGCAGACGUUCUCAGUGUGGUUCAUAUCCAUUUUGUGGGUGAUCGGUCCGUUCCUGUUCAACAGUGACGGUCUUGAUUUAAAGAAGACAAAGGUCGAUGUUCGGCAAUGGUGCACAUGGAUGUUUGCUGAGGAGAGCUACAAGGACGAUGAUCCUGCGAACAAGGGUGGCUGGGUAGGCUGGUGGAAGGGAGACUUGGAACAACUACACAACUCGAAUAUGAUUUCGCGGGUCACUGUCAUCCUCCGCGAGUGCCGACACUUUCUGCUAAUGUUUUACGUGGCCACUUUGGAAACAGCCGACGUGAUGUACGUCGGGUACUCGUUUGGCGCAGCGGUAGUGACGGUCGUUCUUUUGGGUGUAUUUCAUGGUAUUGGAAAGAGCUUGCGGUCCAUGAACCCAGUCGCUCGCGCCGUGCUCUACUUUGCCACAAUGGUCAUCAUGAACGCCAUUUACUUUCUGGCGACCUCGAUCAUCAUAGGCUGGAACUUCCAAUACGCAGUGUCGUUAUGGUUCGCGUAUGUGGCUGCUCUUUAUGGUAUUAACGAAUGCUUUCGCAUGUGGAGUUUUCCGGGCUCAUCGAUUGCUGGCGUUUCGGUUUUCCAGCAGCUGCAAUUCUUGUUCGACUUCGUUUUCUGCACUGGCAUGAUAAUCCCUCUGGUAGUCAUGUCGUGUGUACCGUUCUUGAACGUUAUCCAGACACGAAUGAUGUACAAUGAGGGUUUUUCGAAGGUUAUGUCCGCGUCGUCGCAGUACGCCUUCUCGCUAGCGGCCUUUAUGGGCGUUUUGGGUGGCACCGGCGUCGGUUGGCUCUUUAACCUGCUGUCGACGCUGGAGCAGUCCGCCAGUUUUGCAAGUUACGUUGUGACGUAUGAUGGCGUGCUCAGUGGUGAUGUCGGUGACGGUACGACCACAUACAUGCUGUACGUGUCAUGUAUGGUGGGUACGAUUAUCGCUGGUUUCUUGAACUUUUUCCUCGGCCGUCGUCUAUCUAUCGUUGCUGGUGGUCUCUUCAGUACGCUAGGUAUGGUAGCGGUGAGUGCUAACGACGACCUCCGAUCGACUUUACUAAUGCCUGGUAUUGGCUUGCUCGGUGCUUCGUGCGGCAUCCUGCUACCGUCUUUAGCCAUCUACAUCUUUGAGAUUUCCACGAAAGAAAUGCGUGGCAAAGCCAUUUUGCUGCUGGGCUUGGGCUUCGUAGCUGGCAGCUUGAUGGGAGGGAUUUUUGCGACCGUAAACCAGUUGGGAUGGAUUUGGCAAACAUUCGCGGCUUGUAUCAUCAUUGCGCUGGUCACACCGGUGGUGAAUGUGUUUCCUGAGAGUCCAUACUGGGUACUGGAUCGCAAGGGCUGGGACGCGUGCGAAGCGUGUUUGGUGAUUUUGCGACGUAAGCCUGAUGUGCAAGACGAGCUUAAGAUUAUGCGUGAAGAGGAGACUUCCGACGACAGUGGCGCAGGCUUCUUUAAGUUCCUGAUCGGUCUAAUGCUGAUGCUGGUGUCGUCACUGACCACGGGCUUUCUCAAUGCCUUCGUCAGCUACAAGGCAGCUAGCGAGUACACUGACCAGGACCAGCUGUUCGUAAGCGGUAUGGCACUACAGACCUCGGGCGUUGUCAUCGCCUUCUUUUUCAUCGACAAGCUGGAUCACAAGUCUAUUUUGUUUGGAACGCUCAUUCCAGUGGCCAUUUGCGCAGCUCUAUUAGGUUUCAAUGAGACGUCUGACUUUCUCGGCGAUCCAGGGGGUUCAGGCCUGUACGUCAGCCUGGUGGUUAUGCUCAUGUACUUUUUCCUGGGACUGGGUACGAGCUCAGCGCCGUGGUCGACCUGUGUUGCCAUGUUCAACACCCGCGGCCGCGCUUCGUCGACCACGACGCUGUUUGCGAUCUUCUUCUUGGCGGAUCUGGGCUACGUCUAUUUGCACACUGAAGAGUCGCUCAUGUCGAAAGAACACCUGUACCUGUACGCCAUCGCAGGAUUCAGCAUCGUUUCACUGGUGCUGCUGCUGGGUGCAGGUACCAAGAAGAACGGCAUCAUCUGCACAAAGACUGAAGCCAAGCGCGACCGUGAUCGCGUCGCCCGCAUGCGUGCCGAGCGUGCUAGUCGCACUACGCGCACCCUUGGUAAUGCUCGCCAGCGAAACCUCAGCCGUGUACGGUCCAAGUCCAACGCAGGUAAUCAGCGGGGAAAUACUCCAGCCGGUGGCUACCAGAUGUACGAAACGCCCGCUAAUGCCGCGCCGCCACUUAUGCACGCGCGCGCGUAG
Molecule: messenger RNA, 6750 nt
Organism: Peronospora matthiolae
Lineage: Eukaryota; Oomycota; Peronosporomycetes; Peronosporales; Peronosporaceae
Source: the annotation of a GenBank genome assembly